AUGGACCCUCUUUCCCGUGUCAUCCGAGACGGUGACGUGCCAAACAGCCAGCCUCAAAACACCAACAGCAGUCCCAACCUCCCUCCUCGUUCUACACACCCACACUCACACCCCCCUCUCGCAACCUUCCCUUCUUCUUCGGGAGUAUCUCUAUCAGCUGUCCCCUCCUCUCUCUCCCCUCUCCCUCUUUCCUCCUCACUCUCCUCCCUCCCUCUUUCCACCUCUCUUCCCACCCUCCCUCUAUCCUCUACCUAUCCCUCCUUUCCCCCUCCCUCCACCUUCCCAUCCUCCUCUCACCACCUCCUCCCCAACUGGUGGUGCGGCCACCACGCGGCCAAUCAGAGCUCGCCAUUUGGCAGGCGACCGCAAUCCGCGGAAUGGAAGGGGAGGGGAUGGGAGGGAGAGAAGAGGGAACGGAAGGGGGAGAAGGUCGAGGAGGAAGGGGAGGAGGAGGAGGAGGAGGAGGAGGAGGAGGAGGAGGAGGAGGAGGAGGAGGAGGAGGAGGAGGAGGAGGAGGAGGAGGAGGAGGAGGAGGAGGAGGAGAGGGAGAAGGGGGUGAGGAAGAAGAGCAGGUUAUAA
Closterium sp. Naga37s-1 is the source of this 579-nucleotide messenger RNA. The record is from the annotation of a GenBank genome assembly. NCBI's taxonomy places the organism in Eukaryota, Viridiplantae, Streptophyta, Zygnematophyceae, Desmidiales, Closteriaceae.